AUGGCCGUGCCACCGCUGCUCCGCGGGGCGCUGCUGCUGUGGCAGCUGCUGACGACGGGCGGCGCGGCGCUGGAGAUCGGCCGCUUCGAUCCGGAGCGCGGCCGUGGUCCUGCCCCGUGCCAAGCGGUGGAGAUCCCCAUGUGCCGGGGCAUCGGCUACAACUUGACCCGUAUGCCCAACCUACUGGGCCACACGUCGCAGGGCGAGGCGGCUGCGCAGCUGGCCGAGUUCGCGCCUCUCGUGCAGUACGGCUGCCACAGCCACCUGCGCUUCUUCCUCUGCUCGCUCUACGCCCCUAUGUGCACCGACCAGGUCUCCACUCCCAUCCCCGCCUGCCGGCCCAUGUGCGAGCAGGCUCGCCUGCGCUGCGCCCCCAUCAUGGAGCAAUUCAAUUUCGGCUGGCCGGACUCGCUCGAUUGCGCCCGGCUCCCCACGCGCAACGACCCGCACGCGCUCUGCAUGGAGGCACCGGAGAACGCCACCGCAGGCCCCACAGAACCCCACAAGGGCCUGGGCAUGUUACCUGUGGCACCUCGGCCCGCGAGGCCACCGGGAGAUUUAGCCCCAGGUCCCGGCAGUGGUGGCACCUGUGACAACCCCGAGAAGUUCCAGUACGUGGAGAAGAGUCGCUCAUGCGCUCCGCGCUGCGGGCCAGGCGUCGAGGUGUUCUGGUCUCGGCGCGACAAGGACUUCGCGCUCGUCUGGAUGGCUGUGUGGUCUGCGUUGUGUUUCUUCUCCACAGCCUUCACCGUCUUCACCUUUCUGCUGGAGCCUCACCGAUUCCAGUACCCCGAGCGUCCCAUUAUCUUCCUUUCCAUGUGCUACAACGUCUACUCUUUGGCCUUCCUGAUCCGAGCGGUAGCAGGUGCACAGAGUGUGGCCUGCGACCAGGAGGCAGGGGCUCUGUAUGUGAUCCAGGAGGGUCUGGAAAACACAGGAUGCACCCUGGUCUUCCUAUUGCUCUAUUACUUUGGUAUGGCCAGCUCACUUUGGUGGGUGGUUUUGACUCUCACCUGGUUCCUGGCUGCAGGCAAAAAAUGGGGCCACGAGGCCAUUGAGGCCCAUGGCAGCUACUUCCACAUGGCAGCUUGGGGCCUGCCAGCUCUCAAGACCAUCGUGGUCCUGACGCUGCGCAAGGUGGCUGGGGAUGAGCUGACGGGGCUCUGCUAUGUAGCCAGCAUGGACCCGGCAGCCCUCACCGGCUUUGUGUUGGUACCCCUCUCUUGCUACCUGGUACUUGGCACCAGUUUCCUCCUGACUGGUUUUGUGGCUCUCUUCCAUAUACGCAAAAUUAUGAAGACGGGUGGCACCAACACGGAGAAGCUGGAGAAGCUGAUGGUCAAGAUCGGAGUUUUCUCUAUCCUAUACACAGUGCCGGCCACCUGCGUCAUCGUCUGCUACGUUUAUGAGCGCCUCAACAUGGACUACUGGCGCCUUCGGGCCACCGAGCAACCAUGCACUGCUGCCACUGUGCCCGGAGGCCGAAGAGAUUGCUCGCUGCCAGGGGGCUCGGUGCCCACUGUGGCUGUCUUCAUGCUCAAAAUCUUCAUGUCCUUGGUGGUGGGCAUCACCAGUGGAGUUUGGGUAUGGAGUUCCAAGACUUUCCAGACAUGGCAGAGCCUGUGUUACCGAAAAAUGGCAGCUGGCCGAGUCCGAGCCAAGGCCUGCCGGGCCCCAGGGGGCUAUGGCCGUGGUACUCACUGCCACUACAAGGCCCCCACGGUGGUCUUGCACAUGACUAAGACAGAUCCGUCCCUGGAGAACCCCACACACCUCUAGGGACAUGGGCUUGGCUAUGGGCUAUGGUUGCUCCUUCCUCGCCCUCCCCUCCCCCCCUUCAGAGACAGCUGAGUAACACCUGCCCAGCUGUCAAGGUCAGGCGAGUGAGAUACAGGGGGCUAAGGACUAGCUAGGGUGGGGACCCAGUAAG
Arvicola amphibius (Eurasian water vole) is the source of this 1930-nucleotide messenger RNA. It is a transcript of the gene Fzd9, whose product is annotated as frizzled class receptor 9. NCBI's taxonomy places the organism in Eukaryota, Metazoa, Chordata, Mammalia, Rodentia, Cricetidae. The transcript has a single exon. Gene Ontology annotation, biological process: non-canonical Wnt signaling pathway; canonical Wnt signaling pathway. Bases 1 to 1779 code for a protein of 592 amino acids. Gene Ontology annotation, molecular function: Wnt-protein binding; Wnt receptor activity. The record is from RefSeq and is a predicted model, not a curated record. Gene Ontology annotation, cellular component: plasma membrane.